AUGAGUGAGAGCGUCCGCCGCGGAGCGCUCGCGCUCCUAAGCGAGGGCAGCCGCGCGGACGCGCUCCUGACCCGCCGUAGCCUCGGACUUGGCGACGAGGUGGGCCGCGGCGAGAGCGGCGUCUGCCGUAGUAGCUUCGGCGAUGAGGGCCUCCUUCCCGCGGAAGACGGUGGCGGCGAACGGUGCGUUCGCGGGGGGCAUGCCCAGCCCACGCCAGGGAGGAGGAGAGCCACCAGCGGCGGCGGCAGCGGCCGCACCCGUGCCAGCCGCGCUCGCGUGGGCAGUGGCGGCGGCAGCGCCCGCGCCAGCCGCGGGGGCCACGGGGGCUGUAGGGGCGGCGGCAGCAGGCGCGCCCACCAAGGCCCCUGCGUCCUGGGCUGCGGCGGCGGCCCCCGCAGCACCCGCGGCCGCGCUCGCGUCUGCGUCCUGGGCGGCAGGCGCGCGCCAGUCGCCCUGGGCGGCGGCUGCAGCGGCGCCGUCCGCGCCUAG
Molecule: messenger RNA, 489 nt
Organism: Panicum virgatum (switchgrass)
Lineage: Eukaryota; Viridiplantae; Streptophyta; Magnoliopsida; Poales; Poaceae
Product: keratin, type II cytoskeletal 2 epidermal-like
Exons: 1
Coding region: 1-489 (162 amino acids)
Source: RefSeq, a predicted model, not a curated record